Molecule: messenger RNA, 1463 nt
Organism: Nomascus leucogenys (northern white-cheeked gibbon)
Lineage: Eukaryota; Metazoa; Chordata; Mammalia; Primates; Hylobatidae
Gene: TMEM81
Product: transmembrane protein 81
Source: RefSeq, a predicted model, not a curated record
GCAUGAAGACUGGUAAGGUGGUGGUUUUAUUAACAACGAUAAAUAGUAAAGCAACACCAUUGUGAUUUUUUUCCUGCCUUGUGGCCUCACCUGUUUAUAAGGACUGGACUUUUAUUUAUUAAGUUGUGUUGUUUUAUUGACAACACAUGCAUCAUAUCUUUUGACUUUGAAGGAUAUCUCAUGUCAAAGGAAUCAAGUUAUGAUUUGUAGAGGAUUCAGCUGGCAUAACUUGUGGGUGCUGGCUGAGGGUGGCAAAAUGCCUACCGAGACAUGAAGGUUUUGGCCACUAGUUUUGUCCUUGGGAGCCUGGGGUUGGCCUUCUACCUGCCUUUGGUGGUGACUACACCUAAAACACUGGCCAUCCCUGAGAAGCUGCAAGAAGCUGUGGGGAAGGUUAUCAUCAAUGCCACAACCUGUACUGUCACCUGUGGCCUUGGCUAUAAGGAGGAGACCGUCUGUGAGGUGGGCCCUGAUGGAGUGAGAAGGAAAUGUCAGACUCAGCGCUUAGAAUGUCUGACCAACUGGAUCUGUGGGAUGCUCCAUUUCACCAUUCUCAUUGGCAAGGAAUUUGAGCUUAGCUGUCUGAGUUCAGACAUCCUGGAGAUUGGACAGGAAGCUUUCCGGUUCACCUGGAGACUUGCUCGAGGUAUCAUCUCCACUGACGAUGAGGUCUUCAAACCCUUCCGAGCCAAUUCCCACUUUGUGAAGUUUAAAUAUGCUCAGGAGUAUGACUCUGGGACAUACCGAUGUGAUGUGCAGCUGUUAAAAAACUUGAGACUUGUCAAGAGGCUCUAUUUUGGGCUGAGGGUCCUUCCUCCUAACUUGGUGAACCUGAAUUUCCAUCAGUCACUUACUGAGGAUCAGAAGUUAAUAGAUGAGGGAUUGGAAGUUAAUCUGGACAGCUACUCCAAGCCUCACCACCCAAAGUGGAAAAAGAAGGUGGCGUCAGCCUUGGGAAUAGGAAUUGCCAGUGGAGUGGUUGGUGGCGUGUUGGUGAGGAUUGUCCUCUGUGUGCUGAGGGGGGGCCUGCAGCAGUGACAGCCUUGAGAACUUAACAGUUUUGCUCCUGAAGGACUGGCUGCCCAGGAAGCCAAGCUAGCUUUUUAGGGGAGUGUUCCAGCUGCUGGUAGUGGAUCAGCUUAGAGGGAAGGCUCCCACAGCCAAAAGAAUGAGUGGGAGAAAUGGAGGGGACAACCUCCUGGGAGCUAUGGGCAGUAAUCUAACUUCCUUAUGUCCCAUGGAUCUCUUCCUGAUAUUCCCUGCCCAUUGGGUACCCAGGAAACUGUAAGCAUUGGCCUUUGUUCCUGGGAAGGGUUCUAAGAAGCUUGCAUUCAUUUUCUACCCUUUAUAACUUGGAUGCCUCCCCACCUCCAUUUCCCCUCUUCUGAGCUGUGUAUUCAUGUAGAGGGAUGUAUUCAGCCUUUCUAAUGAACACUUUUUUUCGAUAAAAGUAAUUCACAGUA